Molecule: messenger RNA, 2430 nt
Organism: Pangasianodon hypophthalmus (striped catfish)
Lineage: Eukaryota; Metazoa; Chordata; Actinopteri; Siluriformes; Pangasiidae
Product: ATPase WRNIP1-like
Exons: 4
Coding region: 1558-2109 (183 amino acids)
Biological process (GO): regulation of DNA repair; DNA-templated DNA replication
Cellular component (GO): nucleus
Molecular function (GO): enzyme activator activity; DNA binding; single-stranded DNA helicase activity
Source: RefSeq, a predicted model, not a curated record
AUUUUUUUUCUUUCUGAAAUUCUUUCUUUCUUUCUGGAUUUCUUUCUUUAGAGUAAAACCUCAUCAAACAAUUUCAGCCAUAGCAAAGAUUAAUCAAAAAUGGACAAUCACUGAUCAUAAUACUGUUGUCAUAAUAAAUUUGUCCAGUUUAUGAAAAAAUGGCAAUGAGCAGUUUGGAAGCCGAAAGAGUCGAUUCUUAUUGGAGAGCUGAAACAAAUGAUACGACUCAAUUUAAAAAAAAUUCCCAUCACUAUAAUCAAGCACUGAAAAAACUGACCCCACUCUCCCCUACACAGUGACUCAGAGUUUAUAUAAUAUCAUCUGCAGAGAGUAAUUAUCAAGUAAACUUAAUAAGCAAAUAGCCUGACAUGUGCAAUAAUAUUAUGUUCAUGAUAUAUAAUUAUAUAAAUUCUUAUAAAUAAGAAUAUUAUGUUCAUAAGCUGAACUUCAUAUGCCUUUGAAAUCAAAUGAAACAUGCUCUGGUGUGUUUGCGUACUGACUUCACCCUGGAGUUAAAGCAAGUGGUGCAAUAGUUGUUUAUUGUCCAGCAGAUGUCAGUGUAGAUCUUGGUGUCAAACGCUUUGAUGCUAUGAAUCAGGAAACAGGUUUUCUUGGGAAACUACUGUCUUAAUCGACACUAGAGUGAAAAAUACAAUCAGAAGUCCAAUUACUACAGUCUGCUCUUGACCUGAAUUUAGUGGCUACUCACAAAUUCAGACAAAAGUAAUUGAGAGCCAUCGAUUAGCCAAAGUGUGAAACAUGAACUAGCACUGGCUUUAAUGGUUCGUCAUGGUUACAGCUCUCUGUUACCUGAGAAUUAAAUGCAAUCACUAUAUUUAAUUAAUCAUUCAGGUCUAGAAAUAUUUUUUUGCAUAUUUCUAACAAGAGAACUUUAAAUAAAAUGAUUUCUUUUAGAUCCUUAUGGAAAUCAGAAUGGAAAUUAGGACUGGCCCACUGGACUAAAAGCACUGAAAAAACAUUGUUGCUGUCAUGUGAGAAAGAUGUUUUGCAUGAAAGCUAAUCUCUAACAUACAGCGCGAUAAGAAGAAUCUCUUGCCAGAGAUUGGAAGAAGCUCCGAGGCCACAGAGUUACUUCUUUUGUCUUCUUCAAAUUACCUUCCUACUGGUAAGUAAAAUAAAUUUUAUGUAUGUUGUCAUCCUUAUCAUCCUGGUUAAUAAUUUGUCACUAAGAAUCAUUUUAAUACAGCUCACUAAUAAAGAGCAAUGGUACCUCUGGUCAGCUAAUUAAAUCAAAUUAGAUUUUCAUUUGAAGUCAUAGUAGUACAAUUAAGUUAUUUUUCUGGCCAUUUGGAGGUGUUUGGUAUUUAAAAUUACUUAUGCUCACUUAAUGAGUUUAAAGCAAAUGUAUGGAGAAGAUGGUUCUCAGAUGGUUCUAGUUGUUUCCUUUGAAACGAUGUAAUCCAAAGCACUUGCAGUUGUUUUCUUCUUACACUGGGAUAUUUUGUGCACUAUUUCAAUAAAGCUGCUAAUACAUGGCUCACUUUCUAACUAAGUGUUUUACUUAUUAGUGUCGAGUUGCCCAGUAACACGUCAGACAUGAUGAUGACUCUGUUCCAACUCCUGUUAUUCACAGGUGAAGAACACUACAACUGCAUCUCAGCCCUGCAUAAGUCAAUGAGGGGUUCGGAUGAAAACGCUGCCCUCUACUGGCUGGGCCGGAUGUUGGAGGGAGGUGAGGACCCGCUGUACGUGGCACGCAGGCUGGUGCGCUUUGCUAGCGAGGAUGUAGGUUUGGCCGAUCCCUCUGCGCUCACUCAGGCCGUGUCUGCGUUCCAGGCCUGCCACUUCAUCGGCAUGCCCGAGUGCGAGGUAAUCCUAGCACAGUGUGUGCUCUACCUGGCCAGGGCUCCUAAGUCUGUUGAAGUGUAUAAAGCUUAUAACAAUGUUAAGGCAUGUCUGAGGAACCACAAAGGGCCUUUACCCCCCGUGCCGCUUCACCUCCGCAACGCUCCCACCAAGCUAAUGAAGGAGCUAGGCUACGCUAAAGGCUACAAAUACAACCCGGCAUUCAACGGCCCAGUGGACCAAGAAUAUCUCCCUGAGGAGCUCCGCGGCAUCAACUUUUUCACCUGGACGCCAUCUGACUGAUAAACUCGCACCACUUUUUGUACGUGGGAGUACUGGCUGCUUUAUUUACCCUUUUGCCACUGUUCGUCUGUCUAAUUAAUAAUUACACAGUCUGCACUUAAAUGGCAUGUGCGGUCUUCGUUCAUGACCAGCUUUUGUCACUUAUCAUAUUAAGUUUACUUUUAUUGUUUUUGUAAUUAGCAUACUCUAAAGUUUUUGUAAGUAAUUGUAAUUAACAGACUUUAAUUUAAAAAAAAGACACAUUUUGUUUUCUUGUUGUGCCAUGUUAGUUUCUUUUUCUUACUUUUUUCUGAAUUUAUUUCUUACACUGUCUUUUCUAUG